This is a messenger RNA of Helicoverpa zea (corn earworm), 3796 nucleotides long. RefSeq names its product actin-binding Rho-activating protein-like. Gene Ontology annotation, biological process: positive regulation of Rho protein signal transduction. The transcript is spliced from 5 exons. The coding region runs from base 161 to 739 and encodes 192 amino acids. Lineage: Eukaryota; Metazoa; Arthropoda; Insecta; Lepidoptera; Noctuidae. The record is from RefSeq and is a predicted model, not a curated record. Gene Ontology annotation, molecular function: actin binding.
CGUCACCCAUUCAUAAACUCUUGAUACAUCAUUUGAACGCUGAACACAGUCGCGUGCGCACGUUCGAGGUCGAAAUCCGCGCUAUUUUUAACCGGCUACAAAAACAAAGAGUGUUUUUUUUUUUCUUUUGAAUAAAUUGUGAUAUUUUGGAGUUGUGAAAAUGAGCGGGAACUUCUUAACGAUACCUGGUGACGACCCCAUUCAGCGGCGAUCGAGAAGCUCAUCCCUCACAGAUUUGAUCUCAGCAUUCGAUACAAAGGCACAGGCUCACAGCGAUCUACAGAAGGUCACGGCUUUCAGUGGACACUUCGACAAAAACCACAAACCCACAUUCUCUAAGGAUGAAUACGGCAAACCUAUUCCUGGUUCCAUGACGGAGUUCCGAGGAGCCGAAGCCCAAGCGAGAGUAUGCACAGAGAUGAAGGAACUGUGUGAGAUCAUCAAUGAGUACGGCAAGACGCCCUGCAAAAGCCUCCUACCUCCAGAGCUGAAGGAUGCCACCAAAGUGAUAUCAUUUGGAGAAUUGUUUACGAUAUACACAGUAAUCUCAGACAAACUCGUCGGAAUACUUUUAAGAACGAGGAAACAUCAGCUGACUUACUUCGAGGGCGAAGUUCUAUUCCAGAAACGAGACGACGAUGUCCCAGUUUUUCUAAUGCAAACGAUGCAGGACAUCAGAGCAUAUUGCGAUAAUAAGGCUCUACAAGCAAGAAGAUCUGUGUCGCCUAUGCCUCAAUAAGUAGGUAUAAGAAAUUAAAAAAAUAAUUUUAAUAAAACCUUCUUGUGAUGACUGCAAAUGGCUGGCAAGCGAGACAAGAAAAAAAAGCGGUACAAAAGUAUAAAAAAGUCGAGACAUUAUAACCUUCUUUUUAAAAGUCCUUUUCUGAGAAAUAUAUUUUAAAUGUGUAUUUUGAAUAUAGAAUGUUCAAACUGACGUUGAUGUCAACUCGUAAAAUAAAUGUGCUUUUAAGCAGUUCAGUGAUUUUUUGAAAAUAUGUCAAUAUAUUUUUCAGUUUGUACAAUCCAUAAUACUACAGAAUAUUACAGAAAUAUGUAAAUACAGAGUAUUGCUCGCUCUCGUUACAAUAUUUGCUUGCCAAUAAGUGAUACAAAUAUUCGUUUUGGAAUAUGAUGAAAUAUUUUCUGUUACAGCAAUAUUAUUGCAUGAAAUGAUUUAUUUUUAUUUACGAGUGUUAUGAAUACGUUUUUUUUAAGUUUAUAUUGAUAUACCUAUGCAAAAAUCAUGUACGAUUAUCGAGUACUUUUUUAAAUACUAUUUUUGAUUAUAACCAUGAAAAAAUAAAAUAAUUAAUUUAUUAACAAUAAAAAACAAACUAAGUUUCCACAAAUAGAUGACUUGAGUGUAAAUUGAAAUUGUUUUUCAUUAAUUUACAUGUCGCGUUUGAAAUUAAAAUGAUCAAGAAAAAAUACGUUUUAUAAAUUCUGAAUUAGCUACUACUAUAUUAAAUAAAAACAAAACUUGUGUAGCCGGCUUUAUUUUCUUUUUUCAGCCGUAUACCAUUUUGCUAAAAUCCUUUGAUCAAUUAAAUUAUUCUGACAGACAAAGCAAAGAAAUGCUUUUAUUACAAAAUCAAAUUGAUAUGCCAUCUAAAAAAAUACUAGUUUUAAAGCUAAAAAAAAAUACUCGAAAAAUCACUCACUUCAUUUAAAUUGAAAUCUGUAACUGUAUCCUACAUGCAGAAUUUUUGGAUUUAUAUUGCAUCGCAAAGUUAUUAAAAAAAAAAUCUACCGAUUACUGUUAUUAGAUUACAUAUAAGACAACUAACCAAAAAAUACUAGUGUUGUUACUAAGUUAAAAUUAAUUUUUAAUAUUAAUAAUAGAUGUCAAGUUGUGAAGAAGAUUUUGAAUGUUUUUAUGUCCUAACCAAUGUAUGUGACACCCACUUAUUUCUGAGUAGAAACAAAAUAUGUAAACAAAGAAAUAUUCAGUUGAUUUCUUGCUUGAAAGCAUAGCAACUGCAAAAAACAGUGGGUUUUUUAGUGUUUGAAAAUAACAUCUUUGGAAGGUUAAAAUAAGGUUGACAAAAUUGUUUAGGUUAGGUUAUAGAAAGAUAUUUGUAAACAAGGGACCUUUUGUGUAGUUUUGCGAUUCGCUUUUGUUUUGCGAUGUAAAAAAAUCAUUGUGUUAUUUACGCACACUGACGCAGAUUCGACUGUUCCACGUAUUAUUAAGAUUACAGUAUCCAGUACUUUACUUUUCUCUGAAUACAUAUGUAUUUGAUACAAAUGUAAUAUAUCAAAAAGCAUGUUUUCAGGUCUUUAAAAACUGGACAUAAAUAAACAUAUUUUGUCAAUUCUGUAUAUGAAUUUGAAGAAAUAGAAAUACCAAAUCACUAAUUCUGUAGAAAGUUUUUACUACGUGGAUUACCAAUGGAAAAUAAAAGAUUUUCAUCUAAAUAGACGUAUCUAUCGAGAUGAUAAAAUAAACGUCAAUUCGAGUCUGUGUCAGAAUGCAUCGAGCCUUUGGCUUGUGUUGCAAAAAAAGCUUUUACUAUGUCAAAAAUAUUUAUAUUUUCUAAUAAUUAGGCCGAGACAAGAGUUGUCUCGACAUUGGUCCAUAGAAAAUAUAAGGAGUUUUACAGAACUUUCAUACUAUUAGGAUUUUAGAUUUUCGAGUUUUUGUCGAGUGACGAAGAAUCUGUAAGCAGUUUCACAGUGUCAAAUUGAACCUGUAGUUGUCAAUUGUUACCCGCCCGUACGAUCCAUUCUGAAAAACUGAGAGAAAAAUCUGCUAGUAUGAAAGCAUUGUUACGAAGGAAGAUGAUCACUUGGCGUGUACCCAAACCUCAAGGUUGAGUGUGAAAUUUAAUGUAUGAUUAUCCUUUAAAUAUAAUCUUAUAAUGGCACAUUAAUCAGAGCUGUAACUGAAACCUUUUCUAAAACAAUGUGCUUAUUCCUUUCAGUACCAAAACGUAUCCAUUUUUGUAUGGAAAAGAAAAUAAAAGAUCAUUUGGAUGAAAAUGAACGUAGUCUGUAAAUCUGUUGGGAUUAUAGCCUGAUUAUUUUGGUUUCUCUAUUAUAUCUAGAAGUUAGGAUUGUAAUUUCUUUGGAGCUUGAUUGACACUAUGUGACCUUUGUGCAAUUAAUUGAUAUAUUUUAUUAGUUUUUUUAUUUUUAUUAAUAUUGUUAUUAUGUACAAAUUAUCAUGUAGAAUCAUAUGUUUAUACUAUUUUACUAUGUUAAGGCGCUGUUUUAAGUUUCAUCUGACAAGAAACUAUAGUUUACCAAAUCGCCUGAACGGAUAGUUGUCCUUAGUUUAAGUAAAUUAUAUUUUUUGUUUAAUUAUUAAGAAAAAGUACAUUAUUAUUUAAUUGUACGGAAUUUAAAAUAUAUUAAAGUUAAAUAAAUUAUUUUUAAUUCAACGUUUAGAAUAUUUUUGUUUAUGUUUAUAAUGUACUAAUAUUUUUGAGAAUCUCUUAAGGUUUUCAUGUGAAAAAGUCAAAAUAUUAAAUAGGUAUCUAAAUAAGAAAUACUAUAAAAUAAAUAAAUUUAUGAAAAAAUAAAGUAUUAAUGGUUUUGUUGUAUGUUAAACAAAAUUAAUUUCUGGGAACUUAUUGUUGAUUGUUUGUAAGUAAAAUUAAUUUGAAAUUGAAAAUAUAUUUAUUUGAAUCAUUUUUGUUUGUACAAGUAUUGUAUCUAUUGAAUUGAAAAAAAUGAUCGAAAUGUACGUUUUAAUAUUGGAUUUAAUAACAAUGUAUCAUUUUAUACUUCAGCCUAUCUAGUCUUUGAAUGUAAGGAAUAAUACUUGUGUUGAAAAUAAAUAUUACGAAUUUGA